UGAACAUCAAAAAGGAAUUAAUAAAUAAUAAAAAGUUAGUUACAAUUUUAGUGAAUGGUUCUUGCAAAUAAUAGUAUUUUGUGGUUGAAAUGAUUUGAUCGCCGGCAGGAACUAAUCAACUUUUUUGCCAAAACCAAAGCAGACGGGAAUGAAAAAUAGUUGUUCAUUAACGAUUUGUCCGAAAUAUCGUUCUUGAAACUCGCUACUGCUCACUAAAUUUGUAAAAAUCAAAUUUUUUCACUUAAUUGUUAUAUUUCUUCAUUGUGGUAAAUUUCCACAGCAGCUGGCUGUCAAACCGAAACCAAAAAAGAUACCAGAACAUUCAGGGCGCAAUCUUUUUCUAUGAUUAUUGUACUGGGGCCCUAUUCUAUAACUCGAUUCGAAAAUAAAUUUGCUCGAAUUCGGAUUUUUUGUACUUGGUAACUCUAUUUUCGCAUUUGCAAUUCUAAUUUCGAAAACUGGCAACUAUGUAACUCGAAUUUGAAUGACAAAUUCAUUCGAUCUUCGCAAAUAAUACUCGUUAGCGUUUGAGCUGUAGAAACGGAAUACUAUUUGAAAAAUGGAUUCAUCCAGCAAAAGCCAGCAUACAAAACAAAGCCAAUUUGGAAUUAUGGUGGAAUUCAUGGAAUCGCAUCCAAGUUUGGCCAAAGGCUACAUAAAGUGCGCUGAUGCUAAGCAAACUUCCAAGAAUUUGUGGGGACGGCUGACGGAAGAGUUAAAUGGAGAUGGACCACCUACGCGGGAUGCAUCUUCAUGGAAAAAGGUUUGGGCGGAUUACAAGACCCACCUCAAAGCCAAAGUUCGCAAAAAUAAGUUGCACAUGUCCGGAACUGGUGGUGGCCCUGCAAAAAUUAGUUCCCUUAAUUCGGUGGAGUUAAGGGCAAUGGAGUUGUUGCAAAUAAAUGAAGCAGUAGAUGGAAUAGCCGGUGCUCAAAAAUUCGGUGCAGGAAGUGAAGCCACAAACAGCAACGAAUGUGAAACUGCUCCAACCACUCCUCCUUCCUAUUCCCUGGUGUCACCCAAUUGCAGUACGGUGCGGUCCCGAACUCAAAGCAAAAGCAAUCUUUUGAAGAUGCAAGUGGAUGGGCAAAAAAAUUCUACAAAGAUUGUACUCGCAUUUUAAAAGACGUCAAUUACAAUUUAAAAUCAAUAGCAAAAACAAAUAAGAAAUCUGUGGAACAAAUGGAAGAGAGAAUAGAAAUAGAGAGACAAAAACUUAAAUUCGCAAAAUUAAAACAUGAAUACAAAGUAAAAAGCGACAUGGAGAGAAACAAAAUUAGAAUUUCAAAACUUAGACUGAAGCAACAGCUGCUAGAUGUUAAUACACGUAGAGAUUAAUAUACAUACAUAUCAAAUAUUUGCCUUGUAAGUACAUAUGUACACUUGAAGAAAAUUUUUAUGUUUAUUU
Rhagoletis pomonella (apple maggot) is the source of this 1408-nucleotide messenger RNA. RefSeq lists its product as uncharacterized. Lineage: Eukaryota; Metazoa; Arthropoda; Insecta; Diptera; Tephritidae. The record is from RefSeq and is a predicted model, not a curated record. The transcript has 3 exons. Bases 560 to 1123 code for a protein of 187 amino acids.